Messenger RNA from Cetraspora pellucida, 1902 nucleotides. Lineage: Eukaryota; Fungi; Glomeromycota; Glomeromycetes; Diversisporales; Gigasporaceae. The record is from the annotation of a GenBank genome assembly.
AUGACUACAAUGCCAAGCGUAAAUGAUGAAUUUUUGACCUUAGAAGCCUUGGAGGAAGCUGCACAGGCUGCUGCCAAGGCUCAAGGUUUUGCAUUUUCAAGAUGUAAAACUACUACUAUUAGAAAACAAUCAUCUAUGGUAUGGGUUGUCACAAAGGUUGAAUAUGUUCAUAAUCAUUCAUUACUUUUGUCAGAUGAAGUAUUAAGCUUUCCUCAACAUCGAAAAUUGAAUAUUAACCAAAAAAAACUUCUGAAUGAAUUACAUAUUAUUGGCACACCUACACAUAUUAUUACUACUGCUAUUAACCAGUUUAGUAAUGGUGGUGUCAUUGUGCCAAAGGAUGUUGUAAAUCAACGUGCACGAAUUAGGUAUGUACUUAAUGAGGGUCCUAAUGCUGAUUCAGCUCAGAAACUUUUACGUCUUUUACAACAAUGUGAUUAUAUAAUAGAACUUUUAAAAACACAACAUGGAUACUUAACAUAUUUGUUUUUUUCUCAUAUUGAAGCUGCAAAGCAUACAGUGAAGUGUCCUGAAGUUUUAAUCAUUGAUUCUACGUAUAAAACGAAUGUAUACAAAUAUCCACUUGUAACCACAAUGGAAAAUGAAAAUGAAGAGUCCUAUAAAUGGGUUUUAAAAACACUUCGUAAUAGGGUAUAUAAUAUCUAUAGUUGUCUUCCAAGUGUGUUCAUGUUAGAUAGAGACAAAGCACUCUGUAAUGCUUCUAAAAAAAUUUUUCCAGAAGCAGAUAAAAUGUUAUGUACUUGGCAUUUGGUAGAGCAAAAUCUCAAAACAAAUUGUCAUAAGCUCUUUGAGAAUGAUGAUGAUUAUUUAGAGUUUAAAAAAGCAGUUGAGACAUUACAAUUGGCAUUUGAUAAAGAACAUAUAAAAGUAGCGAUAAAGUCCAUUACUAAUACUGCAAAAAAAGCAUAUGAUUCAAAAAAGCCUGUGAUAUAUGUUAAAACUUUAAUGGAAGAUUCUAAAUUAUGGAUCUAUGCAUUUACAAAAAACUACUAUCACAUGGGUAUUUUGACUACCACACAUGCAGAAUCAUCGCAUAGUGCUUUCAAAUGUGCAAUAGAAACAGCGAGUGGACUAGAAACUGUUGCAUGUAAUCCAUUCACCCUACAUGAUCCUCGUUUUAGUAUGAUUAUUGGUUAUAUAUCAAUAUAUGCAAUUGACAAAAUAAAAAGAACAUUAGCCACAAUAGAAGUAAACUCAUUAAUAUAUAAAGAUACAGAAACUUGUCAAUGCUCAAUAAGGAUCAAUUAUAAACUUCUAUGCCAUCAUAUGAUUUCUAAGGAGGGUUUGUCAACAAAUGAUCCAGAAUUUUAUAAAAUAUUUCUUAAAGCUGAAGAAAUAUUUCACCAACUUCCAGAUGACACUUCUAUGAGGGCAGAGCUUAUAGCUCAUAUUGACCAAGUGAUUACAAUGCCCCUUUUUGAGCCUGUUAAGGCACCAAAUAUUUCUGUUUCAAAAGGUCGUCCUUUAAAAACCAAACGUGAAAAACUAAUGAGUGAAAGACAAGACCUAAAUGCAAAAAAAAAGAAAAAGUUGUUAUAUAAUUCUCAAUCUGAACUAAAUAAGGCCAAUAGUUUAUACUCUUCUCCUAUUGUGAAUUGUCAAAAUAUUAAUUACUAUAAAGAUAGUAUACCAAAUUUCAUGCAUGAGUAUAUAUUAAGUUAUACAAAUGUUAAUAGGGAUGAAAAUUGUAAUUUUCACGCAAUUGCUAUGUCACUUGAAAUGUCCGAAGAUGAGUGGCCAACUAUAAGACAUAUGAUUUUCAAUGAGUUAGUUAAUAGAAAAAACCAUUACAUUAGGCUGUUUCUUGAAGGUGAAACAGAAUUCAAUAGUGUUAUUUCUAUUGUACAAUGGGAAAAAGGACCUUGUGAAAUCGAUUAUUAG